CACGCGGGAGAUUUCUUCUGCGACCAAUCAUUUACGAGGUCACAGUUUGGUUCGCUGCUGAGAGCUGUGCAGGUGGCGUGCUUCCAAAGCGUGAUCUGUACAACUAUCGUAAGGAUGUCGGAGGUACCAACUGUCCCUUCAGAAGUGAAGUUGUCCAAAAAAGAGCUCCGGAAGUUGAACAGGGGCAUGGAUAAACUGUCAACGGACGAUCAUCCACAGGAGCUCCCAGUUGUGAUUGUGGACGGAGAUGGUGGCCUGGAGUCAGCGACAACAGCAUAUGGAAUGCUACCCCUACAUCAAUCACAGUAUAAGAAAGGACCAGAUUUUGUCGACUUGAAAGAUGUUGCACAGGAAGGUUAUGUUGACCAGUACAUAUGGAUCCGGGGCAGAUUACAUCGGAGUCGCAUGAAGGGGAAGCUGUGUUUUUUCGUUGUCCGCUUCCAAGAUUACCGGAUACAAAAUGUCUUGUCAGCCUCCGAACAUACUCCCAAGGAAAUGCUUGCGUUUGUCGCAGGCAUACCAAAGGAAUCCAUCAUUGACGUCUACGGAUGUGUGAAGAAAAGUCCAGUCCUUAUUGAAGGAUGUAAUCCGGAUACGAUCGAAAUUCAUUGUGAGCGAGUUUACGUGGUCAGUGCAGCACUCCCAACGCUCCCAUUGCAAAUUGAGGAUGCUAUGCGUCCGGAGGAUGAUGAGACGUUGGACACAUCUCAUUUUGAGGUACAGAGUCGGGUCCAUCAAGACACACGAUUGGACAACCGAUACAUUGAACUACGCACGCCAGUGAAUCAAGCAAUCUAUCGAGUGGAGGCCGGCUGUGUUCGAUUUUUCAUGGACUACCUAACCAAGGCCGGUUUCGUCAACAUACAGACACCCAAAAUGAUAUCGGCCGCGUCCGAAGGUGGAGCCAAUGUUUUCAAGGUUUCUUACUUCUCUGGUAGCGCCUACUUGGCGCAAUCUCCUCAGCUGUACAAACAGAUGGCCAUCGCUGCUGAUUUUGGACGCGUCUUCACAGUUGGUGCUGUGUUCCGCGCUGAAGAUUCCAACACUCAUCGUCAUUUGACCGAAUUUGUUGGUAUGGAUAUUGAAAUGGCAUUUAAAAACCAUUAUCACGAGGUGGUUGAUCUCAUUGCCGACAUGUUUGUGAACAUGUUCAAAGGACUGCAACGAGAAUUUGCGUCGGAAAUUGACACUAUUCGUAAACAAUACAAGUCAGAACCAUUCCAGUUUCUGGAGCCGACCCUGCGCUUGGAAUACAGGGAAGGCAUCCAGAUGCUUCGCGAAGCUGGCUGGGACCUCGGGGAUCUGGAUGAUUUGACCACGCCCGCCGAAAAGUUCCUGGGUCGCUUGAUCAAACAAAAGUACGGCACGGAUUUUUACAUACUGGACAAAUUUCCUCUGGAUAUUCGGGCUUUCUACACCAUGCCCCACCCAACUGAAAAGGAGUUCUCCAACUCGUAUGAUUUUUACAUGCGUGGGGAAGAGAUUAUGUCAGGUGCCCAACGUAUUCAUGACCCAGCUCUGCUGACUGAACGAGCACUGCAUCAUGGCGUCGAAAUCGAGAAAAUAAAAUCCUAUAUUGAUGCAUUCCGCUAUGGUUGUCCACCACACGCCGGAGGUGGAAUAGGUUUGGAGCGCGUCACCAUGCUCUUCCUCGGACUGGACAAUAUAAGAAAAACCUCCAUGUUUCCGCGUGAUCCGAAGCGCCUAACUCCCUAAUCUUUGUUCUGCUCUCCCUUGUGAUCGAAAUAUGUAUGUUGUUUUCAAUAUACAGUUUGGAAAUCUGCUCUCUG
Messenger RNA from Opisthorchis viverrini, 1790 nucleotides. RefSeq lists its product as hypothetical. The record is from RefSeq and is a predicted model, not a curated record. Gene Ontology annotation, biological process: aspartyl-tRNA aminoacylation. Gene Ontology annotation, molecular function: aspartate-tRNA ligase activity; ATP binding; RNA binding. NCBI's taxonomy places the organism in Eukaryota, Metazoa, Platyhelminthes, Trematoda, Opisthorchiida, Opisthorchiidae. Gene Ontology annotation, cellular component: aminoacyl-tRNA synthetase multienzyme complex; cytoplasm; cytosol. The annotation marks the transcript as partial. The transcript is spliced from 11 exons.